GACUCUUGUGAUGAUGUUAUUCAAACAAAUUUCCACAAAGUGAUAUAUAUCACCCUGCCAGGUUGGCGGCCUGUUCCUGGCCCAGCAAUCCAAAUAACUACAUGAAGCAAUGCUGAGCAUGGGGCUUCCACUUGUCUGAGCACCUGAGCAUUGAUUGAGACCAUGGCGCCUUGGCCUGAAUUGGGAAACUCCCACUCUCACCCUAAUAAGUACAUCGAAGAGGCCACUGCCCAACAAUCUACUAUAUCUGGAAAAGAUAAAGGAAACCCCAGCAAUAAUGCCCAUUCUCCUGUAAGCAAGAUAGAACUUCUGCCGUCUUACUCUACUAUUGCAUUGAUUGAAGAGCCAGUGGUGGAGCAAGACCCAUGGGACAUGCCUGACAUGAAGGACUCUGGGAUCAAGUGGUCAGAAAGAGACACCAAAGGGAAAAUAUUUGCUGUUUUCCAAGGGUUUGGAAAAGUGAUUCUCCUCCUGGGAUUUCUCUACUUAUUUGUCUGCUCCUUGGACAUUCUCAGCAGUGCUUUCCAGCUGGUUGGAGGAAAAAUGGCUGGGGAGAUUUUCCGUGAUGGUUCAGUGUUGAACAAUCCCGUGGCUGGCUUGGUGAUUGGUGUGUUGGUGACUGUCCUGGUGCAGAGUUCCAGCACAUCUACGUCCAUCAUUGUCAGCAUGGUGUCCUCUUCAUUGUUGACAGUAAAGGCAGCAAUUCCCAUUAUCAUGGGAGCCAAUAUUGGGACCUCAGUCACCAAUACUAUCGUGGCCCUCAUGCAGGCUGGAGACAGGGAUGAAUUUCGAAGGGCUUUUGCAGGAGCUACCGUCCAUGACUUUUUUAACUGGUUGUCAGUGCUGGUGCUGCUGCCUGUGGAGGCGAUCACAAACUACCUCUACCACCUCACCAAUGUCAUAGUGAAAUCCUUUCAUAUUAAGAGUGGAGAUGAUGGCCCUGAACUCCUGAAAGUCAUCACAGAUCCCUUCACAAAACUCAUUAUUCAGCUGGAUAAAAAAAUCAUAAAUGAAAUUGCUACAGGAAAUGAGGCAGCAAAAAACAAGAGUCUGAUAAAGAUUUGGUGUAAAACUUUUAAAAAUGUGACUUUAAGCAACGUUACUGUUCCCUCACCAGAAAAUUGUACCUCUCCCAGUCUCUGCUGGACUGAUGGGAACAUGACCUGGACCCUCAUGAAUACAACGUAUGAAGAGAACAUUGCAAAGUGCAAACAUGCAUUUGUGGAUGUCAGGCUCUCAGAUCUGGGCAUUGGCCUCAUCCUUCUAGCCCUCUCCUUGCUGGUCCUGUGCACUUGUUUGAUCUUGAUUGUCAAGAUCCUGAACUCUGUGCUCAAGGGACAAGUUGCUUCAGUGAUUAAGAAGACCAUCAAUACAGAUUUCCCCUUCCCUUUUACUUGGCUGGCAGGCUACCUUGCCAUCCUUGUUGGGGCUGGGAUGACCUUUAUUGUGCAGAGUAGCUCUGUGUUCACCUCUGCAAUCACUCCUCUGGUUGGCAUCGGUGUGAUCAGCCUUGAGAGAGCUUACCCUUUAACCUUGGGCUCCAACAUCGGUACCACCACCACUGCCAUCCUGGCUGCCUUAGCUAGCUCUGGAAAUACCUUAGAAAAUUCAGUCCAGAUUGCCCUGUGCCAUUUCUUCUUCAACAUCUCUGGGAUCCUUCUGUGGUACCCAAUCCCAUUCACACGCCUGCCAAUACGCCUAGCCAGGGGCCUAGGAAAUAUCACAGCCACCUACCGUUGGUUCGCCGUGUUCUACCUGAUCCUCUGCUUUUUCCUAUUACCCGUGUCCGUGUUUGGCCUCUCCCUGGCAGGUUGGCCUGUGUUGGUGGGUGUAGGGGCACCCAUCCUAUUGCUGUUGAUUUUGGUACUGGUCAUGCGGGUCUUCCAAGCCCGCUGCCCUCUAAUUCUCCCCAAGAAGCUUCGAAACUGGGACUUCUUACCUUCAUGGAUGCAUUCUCUUCAGCCUUGGAACAAGCUGGUGUCUGGCCUCGCAUGCAAUUUCUGCCAACUGCCCUGCUGCUGGUGCUGUCGAGUCUGCUGCCGGUGCUGUGGAGUCUGCUGCCGGGCAUGCUGCCUGCUGUGUGGAUGCCCCCAGUGCUGUCGCUGCAGUAAAUGCUGUGAUCUGCUUGAAGAUGAAGAGAAUGUCAAGGAAAUCCCAAUCAAGGUUUCUGAGGUGUAUGAGAAUACAGCAGUCAUAACUAAGGAGACCCAGCAGGAGGGCCAAGACAUAAGGGCCCGCUCUAGCAGCACAGCGUUAUAGUAGGAUGGCGAUUGAAGAGGAGGAGAAAAGAUGGAUUAUUUCUUAUUCUCCAUGGCCUCCCUCCUUUGAAGCAUGGGAAGGGUAGGGGCAGAUGGUUAGCUAUCCAUUGGAAAAAUGGAGCGAUAGACAUUUGCUCUUCCUACCCUCCAUCCCAGAACCCAAAGCAUUGGCAGGUAGGGCUGGCUCAGCAUUGGCAGAACCGUGAUCAAAGCACCCUCCUUACCAGGGCCACAAUUCUCUCUUACAUGAUUUCUGGCUCAUUUUGCAAGACGAAUCCUGAUGCGGUCAGUUAUUUACACUCUCUCCAGAUACACUAGAGCCACUGACCACAGUACUUCCUUUAAAGCCCUAAACAAUUUUCAGAAGGAAAAAGCUUGAGGAAAGAAUUCCAUUGCUCAAAUAUACUUUUAUUUUUAAAUAAGUAUGAGUUUGGUUGCUAAGGCACGUGGCUCUUCCCAGCAAAGACCCAAGUGUAAACAGGAAAUCAGUACUUCCCUGGCCCCACAAAGCUUGGAGGCAGGGCAGGCCUGGGUAGAGAAGAUGCCAGCUAGAGAUGUAUACCACCCAGCCCAGUCUUAUUAAGCCUCAUGUCCUUCAAUUCCCUGUCACAUGGAGACUUGCAGGAAAGGGAAGAUUAAGGACUGAAUUUUAUCUACAGCAAACUAUGUGGACACCCUUUCCAUGCCCAGGAGAAACUGCUGGUGGUCAGCAGCAUGUGCUGUGGCAGCUUCUCUGGUUAGUUAGGUAGGUUUGGGCUACCUCUACGGGCUGAUGAUCAUGAUACCCAAUACCAAAGAUAAAUUCUAAUGAGGUAGAAUUACUAUACAUGCUCGUUCCCCCUCUUUCCUGAUCUCCACCCUUACAGUCUCUAUAGCUUCUUGAUAACUUGGUCAGAGCCAGGCAAUUUCUAGAACAUUCAAAAGGUAUUUCUGAAGGGUAGUAGUUUAAUUAAGAAGCAAAAAAGGUUGCAGACAUGCUUGUGGAUCUCUUACUGUUGGAGGGAUAUUAAGGUGGUAAUGCUUCUGGGGCAGUGGUAAUUAAAUGGUAAUGCUCCCAGGGGAGUGAGCACUUGAGUUGCUAAUUGGUCAGCAGCUUCUUUCUAAGUAGCAGCUCAGACUUCUGCCAUGGGUCAUUUCAAGUUUGGAAUACUCUAGAAAGCCAGAUUCGUUAAGGUCACCACUAAGAACUAGUCUCCCUCAGAUAGUCCAAGUGUCUCAGAUGUCGUGAGGAGAUUGGGCAGGUUAUGACAAACUCUCUAUGGUUAGGAAAGAUCUGUUCCUCUGUCCAUCUCAGGUUAUUACCAGACUCUCAAACCCUGGCUGUGGGAAUUAGUCUUGAUAUUUUGUGGGCUAAGCUUUUUUUUUCUGCCAACCCCAGUUAGCGGUUUGUGAGUCAUGUCAUGAAGUUUGUUUUGCCCUCAGAUGGCGGGGGAACAGAAUGAACUGAGCUGACUUCAGGAGCAGAAGACCAUCUUCAGAGGUCCUGCCCACCUUGGACCUUUCAUGAGGCCCAAGGUGCCUUGAGAAUUGUGUCUUGUUUGAUCCAGAGGGAUUAGCCAGUGGACCAGCCACCUAGUCUUUCAAUGGGGUGGGGCAGUGCUUGAAGGAGUCUGAAGUGAAUGGUCUUGCUAUGAGCCCCUCUUCUUUCUGGGUCCUUGCAUCUCUCUGUUCCUUUCAUAGAAAGGAAAUCCUGCCAGACCUGUUGAGAUGAGGCAGAGUGGCAGGUGGCCAUGCCCUAGGCAGAAUGUGGAUUUCACAAGCAGGACCCUCCUCAGACCAUGCCUAGUUUUUCCUGCCUCCUCAAAGGAUGAUAGUCUGGCUAGACAAAAAGCACCUUGUCAACCUAUAGCUUUAAGAUAACCUGUUAAGGACUAAGCUAAAACCUCUUUCCAAAUUUUCUUUCAUUUGCCAGGAAUGACAUUUGUCCAUUUGCAUUUCCUGUCCUCUUUGGCCCUUAAACCCCUGCCUCUUAAAAUAGGCUAAUUGGUGAGCAUGUGACUGGAAAGGCUUGAGCCAGAGUCAGCAUUCCCAGAGGAUAAUCCAGAAGGUUGAAUUGACCAGUCAGCCUUGGUCCCAAAGCCCCUUUUGAUGUAUGUGUAUGUGCACGUGGGUGGGGGGAGGGAGCCUGUACAUUCUAGCAGCUCAGAUGCCCUCUCUUUGCCUCUCAUGGGCCCUUCUUCUAGGAGAGAACAUCUUCACUUGCCUUUCUACCAGUCACUUGCAUUUCUUCCCUCUAACGCACCCUCUCCAAUACUCCCACCACAUCCCACUUAACUAGGCUCUACCAACAAUUUCCCAGCUCCACGGAGUGCGUAGGAAAGGAGAAUAGAAAAUGAGGAAGGACAACAACUAGCCCCUUUCCCUAAUCCCACGUCACCCCAUUUGGGGUCAUAUGGAGCCUUCGCCUGACCUUCCACUAGGUAUAUAACUCUUCCUAGACAGAUAACGAUAUAGUCUAUAUGUGUAGUCACUGAAUUGUACAGCUCUUUCAUGUUAUGUAGAAAAUAAUCUGUAUGAUUCUGGUUUUAUAUUGCUUGCCUUUGGAAACAAGAAAGUGUUUAUCUAUGAAAUAUAUACAUAUAAAAGCCAAUAUAAGCAAAAAAGUUUGUAUAUUUUGCAAUAUCUUUUAAAGUGGUCCGUGCCACACUGUAAAUACAUAUGUUAAGCACCUCAGUAGGCCCAUUUGCACUUUAUAUGCUUUUUACCACUUGGAUUAUUCAUGUGAUCUGUGUACAUGAUGUGAUUUUCAUAUUUUUGGAAAGAGAGAAAUAAUAAAAGGUAUUCAAUCCCGAAUGGGGAUGCAUUUUUGAAG
Messenger RNA from Trichosurus vulpecula (common brushtail), 5070 nucleotides. Its product is annotated as sodium-dependent phosphate transport protein 2B-like. The record is from RefSeq and is a predicted model, not a curated record. Gene Ontology annotation, molecular function: sodium:phosphate symporter activity. Bases 163 to 2259 code for a protein of 698 amino acids. Gene Ontology annotation, cellular component: apical plasma membrane; vesicle; brush border. Gene Ontology annotation, biological process: sodium-dependent phosphate transport; intracellular phosphate ion homeostasis. The transcript is spliced from 14 exons. Lineage: Eukaryota; Metazoa; Chordata; Mammalia; Diprotodontia; Phalangeridae.